UUCUGUGUUGUAAAGUUGGCAAUAUUGGUGAUAUCUUCGACAGUUAACCGUUUUUUACAAAGGAUUACUCAAUGCUCAUUGCUCAUUCAAUUCGUUUCAAAGAUGAAAGAGUCAACAUAAUACUAAUUAUUGAUUCAAGUUGUUUAUGAGCUACACAUCUUUAUUAUUAAAUAUGUUUUCACGAAUAAUAAAUAAUGUAAACUUGGCUGAUGUCGAGCUAUCGACUACGUCUAUCUCAGAUGAAUUCGAUGAACUGUUGAAAUUAUCUGAGCAAUCUCAUGUAGAAUGUGAAGAAGCAAAGACCAAAUUAGAAGAGAUCAACAAGGAAAUAAAUCACUAUGAUGAACAGUUGAAUAUUAUUGAAAGAGAACGUGUCAAACUUAUGUCUGAGUUGGCUCUUCAAAUGCAGAUGAAACACGACUUAAAGAAUAAAGUAGAGGGUCUAAAAAAUAUAUUACAAUCAACAGAAUUUGACUUAAAAAAAUAUAACAAGAUGAAGUUAAGUACUGCUGAUCAAGAUACUUUAUCUCAUACCAAAAAAACAUUCAUUAUUUAUAAGAAUAUGUUGAAGAUAUAUUUUGAUUAUUCCAAUGGUGCAGAUGCAACUACACAAAAAGGAUAUACUUAUAACAGAAUUACAAAAAAGUUAGCUUACUUUGAAUUUAAUACAGGAGAAAAAACCGACAAUAAAAUUUCAGAAUGCUUGUGGAAUAAAAUACAAUUAGUUUCCGAUAAAAAUUGGGAAACAUUGUAAAAUGUAAUAAUAAUUUUAUUUAAUUUUAAACAAAAUGUAUUUUUUCUUUGUGUAUUUUUAAAUAAAUAAUUAAGAUCUAAGAUCAAGAAUUUGAUUUUUAUCUUGAACAAUUGUGAACUGCCAAUCGGAAUAUUACUUAUUUUUCGUUAAAAUAUUAAUGGAUGACAUUUUGUGUUUGUUUUGCUAAUCUUUUAGUUAAAUAAAGUGUUUUUAUUCUUACAAA
Molecule: messenger RNA, 977 nt
Organism: Aphis gossypii (cotton aphid)
Lineage: Eukaryota; Metazoa; Arthropoda; Insecta; Hemiptera; Aphididae
Exons: 5
Coding region: 146-754 (202 amino acids)
Source: RefSeq, a predicted model, not a curated record